Molecule: messenger RNA, 1756 nt
Organism: Penaeus vannamei (Pacific white shrimp)
Lineage: Eukaryota; Metazoa; Arthropoda; Malacostraca; Decapoda; Penaeidae
Source: RefSeq, a predicted model, not a curated record
AGAUUCCAAUUUCAUUAUGGUGAUAAAAUGAACUGAGGUCGUCCCUCCACGCCUACCAUCCCAGCAGUGCCUCCUUCAAGGAACCCGUCCACGCCCUCUUCAGGAUCCUGCCCACGACCUCUUCAGAAUACCACGCCCUCUUCGGGAUCCCGCCCACGCCUUCCUUAGGAUCCCGCCCACGCCCUCCUCAGGAUCCCGCCCACGCCAUCCUCAGGAUCCCGCCCACGCCCUCUUCGGGAACCCGUCCGCGACCUCCUUUCGGGGUCUUCGUCAGCCUGGCCGUUAGUCCUCGCCCACCACAUUAGCCAUGACUGUGAUCUAUACAGAUAAGCUCGCCAGCCGAGGCGGCUUCGGGUCUUUCUGGAAAUUACUUAGCAAAUGGCGAGGUAGUGUUUACAAGAUGGUGUGGCAAGAUAUGCUGGCAUACGUCAUCCUGUACUACAGUCUCUCCUUAAUAUAUCGUUUUGCUUUGCCCGAGGAUUAUAAAAGGGAUUUUGAGAGUUUCGUAAUACACUGUGCGCGCUUCCGGAAUCUGAUCCCCGUCUCCUUCGUGCUCGGUUUCUAUGUCUCUCUCGUCGUGAAUCGCUGGUGGGGCACGUACCAGAGCCUUCCCUGGCCGGAUACCCUGUCCAUUCUCGUCUCUACGCAUGUUAAAGGAGAGGACAACGCCGCCAAGGAGAUCCGAGGGACGAUCCUGCGCUACGUCAACCUCACCAUCGCCCUCACCUUCGCCAUGGUAUCGCCCGUUGUCAGGAACGAAUACCCGACGCCACAGCACUUCGUCAAUGCGGGUUACAUGACCGUGAGCGAGUUGGAAAUCCUGGACGACCUCGAGAAGAAGACGACGCAGCACAAGACGUGGGUGCCGAUCAUGUGGGCGUGCAGGCUGGUGGACAAAGCCAGGGAAGAGGGGCGAGUGAGGAGCGCCGCCGCCCAGAAAAUGAUAAUGGACGAGAUCCUCAAAGUCCGGGGGAGCUGUGGCGGUCUCUUGGGCUGGAACACGUAUAAUAUUCCUCUUGUUUACACGCAGGUCGUGACGAUCGCCGUGUACAGCUUCUUCCUGUUCUCCCUCAUCGGCGAGCAGUUCCUGGACCCCGCCCAACAGUAUUACAAAGAAGCCAGCAUCGAUCUCUACGUCCCUAUCUUCGCCCUUCUUCAGCUCUUCUUCUACGUCGGCUGGCUCAAGGUGGCCGAGGCGCUGCUGAACCCCUUCGGAGCGGACGACCACGAUUUCGAGUUCCUGCCUCUUUUGAAGCGACAUACUGAGAUUUCGCGCAUGUUGACGGAGCCUUUGUCCAACGAGCUCCCCGCCUUACUCCAAGGGAAGAAGGAGGACCUCACCACGCCUGUCGAAGCCAUCGACGAAGAAGAGGUGGAGAACCAGGACUUCUUCUUGGUGAAACCCGACAGCCCCGUCAGGACUCUGAGCAGCAGCGUAACCUAUGUGACUUGCCAGAUGAACGAGGUUAACAUGCAGAAUGACGUCUGAGUUGCCACAGAAAGCUUAUUUUUUUACUCUUCCUUUUUAUAUUAGGUUCUGUGGGUGACUUAGAGGUACGUCUCUUUUGUUGUUAUUUGUAAAGUUACUGUCGUUCUACUAUUUUACUAUAUUUUAGAAUUGUUUUUUUACUUGUGAGUAGUACUUUAUCAACUGACAAUUUUUUAGGUGCUAAAUGUGCAUUACUGUUGUAUGACAUCAAACGCUUUGCAUCUGUCUCGCUUUCAAUAUUUUUCAUAAUAAACAUUGAUAAUUAAU